AUGGCGGGCGAGGUUCGACAGCCCAUCGACCUGGCCUCCCUCGAGCGCUACAUCGACACCAAUGUCCCCACGAUCAAGACUCCCCUCGGCUUGAAGCAGUUCGGCUUCGGCCAGUCGAAUCCUACGUACCAGAUCACCGACGCGCAGGGUGUCAAAUAUGUGAUGAGGAAGAAGCCGCCAGGCUCGCUGCUUUCGAAGACAGCUCACCGAGUCGACCGCGAAUACCAGAUCAUACACGCGCUUGGCCAGACGGAUGUCCCUGUGCCAAAGGUAUACUGCCUGUGCGAGGACAACGACGUCAUCGGCACGCCUUUCUACAUUAUGGAAUUUCUGGACGGGCGCAUGGUGACGGAGAAUCAUUUCCCGGGCUGGAGCCCUGAGGACAGGACAGAAGCGUGGCACGACGCGCUACGAACGCUGGCCAAAUUCCACCGGGUAGACAUCCGAAAGGUCGGGCUGUCGGAUUUCGGCCGGCACGGCGGCUUUUACGACCGCCAACUGAAGACGUUUUCGACGCUGCAAAAGGCACAAGCCGAAGCCGUGGACGUCGACACGAAGCAGGCCGUCGGCGAGAUCCCGCAUUUCGACGAGAUGGUGAGGUUUUUCCGGCAGAAGUCCACGCAGCCAAAGGACCGCGUCACGCUUAUCCACGGCGAUUACAAGAUCGACAAUUUGGUCUUCCAUAAGACGGAACCUCGCGUCAUUGGCAUCCUGGACUGGGAGAUGGCCACGAUUGGCCAUCCGCUUUCCGAUCUGGUCAAUCUGACGGCCCCGUGGUCGUGGGUGGGCCGGGACAUUGGGGGCGCGAAGAAUGACACGGAGGCGUUUCGCGACGGCGUCACUCCGGGCCUGCCGACUCUGAAACAGGCUGUACAGUGGUAUGCUGAGGCGUCUGGAUACAACCCGGAGCUCGAACUGGCCUGGGGCAACGCGUUUGGAGGAUUUAGAGGUGCCAUUAUCAUGCAGGGCAUUGCGGCCAGAUACGCCCGGCGGCAAGCCAGCGGCGUGACGGCCAAGAACUACGCCUCGCAAAUGCCCCUCUACGCCGAGUGGGCGUUUGGGCUGGUCCAGAAGCUCGUCGAGACCUCGGAUGGAAAGGCGAAGUUGUAG
Molecule: messenger RNA, 1110 nt
Organism: Cladophialophora yegresii CBS 114405
Lineage: Eukaryota; Fungi; Ascomycota; Eurotiomycetes; Chaetothyriales; Herpotrichiellaceae
Product: aminoglycoside phosphotransferase
Exons: 3
Coding region: 1-1110 (369 amino acids)
Biological process (GO): protein phosphorylation
Molecular function (GO): protein kinase activity
Source: RefSeq, a predicted model, not a curated record